Medioppia subpectinata is the source of this 2640-nucleotide messenger RNA. Lineage: Eukaryota; Metazoa; Arthropoda; Arachnida; Sarcoptiformes; Oppiidae. The record is from the annotation of a GenBank genome assembly.
AUGACCCGUUUGCGCAAACAUAAGCGCCGGCCCUCUAAUGUCAACCACUUUUCCGACUCCGAAGCCGUGGCGAUGGAUCAGAUGAGCGACGCCGACAGUGUGACCGGUAGUGGCGGCGGUGGCCGUCGUUAUAAUCCCAUACCAAGCCUUAUACGACACGCCUCGUCGGCCCGCGACAGUGUCUCGGAGGACAGACAGGACACCAUUAAUAUCUUGCAGUCACUGGUGGGCACUUCCAGCGCCAACUCGGCUAAGAAUCGGCGCAUGAGUUUAGAUGAGUUCAUACAAAACAACCGACGCCUCAAAAUACAUAAACUAAUGCAACAGACCAUAGAUCAGAGCGCUUCGGACGUCUCCCUAUCCGACGGUGAGUCCAGUUUCAUGUCGGCGAAGAGUCCCUCGUCAUCGCCCGGCCGACGAUCGCCGGUCAAUCUCUUGCGACAGUUUAGCGCCAUUUCGGAGGCCUCUCAGGAGGACCAGUGCUCCCGUGUGGUCUCGAGGAAUAAUACACUGCCCGGCGAUUCGUCGUCCGAUAGCAUCAGUCUAUUGCAUAACUCGCCGAUUAUGAAACAGGAGAGCGAAACCGAUGUAUUGCUCAACGAUAUACUCACUAUACAGGAGUCGUCGUCCAGACCACUGACCGCCUGCAGCGGUGGUCAUCACCACCACUACGGGUGCGAUAGGGAUAGUCCGCAGCCGUCAUCGUCCGGAUAUAUGAGACAAGAUAAGCUGAUGUCGUCGACCACAUCGUCGACCAGUAGUGGCGCCUCCACUCCCAACCACUUCUAUCCGCCCUCAAUAACAGUGACCAACGCCUCUAUUGAGCACUACUGCGAGUACGACAGCGACUACCGGUCCGGCGGCGGACUCAGCCAUCGGUCGUACGGCGGCAGCGGUGUUGUGGCCGCGUGUGAGCUCACGGUUCCCGCGCAGACCAUACGCCGACUGUCGGAGCCGUCGCCCAAUCCGAUCGCCGGCGGAGCCGCCGAUCCCAGCAAACGGUCGGUGAGUCCGGGCUCUCAGUCCUGUUGUUCACCGAUGAUGACCAAGAAGUCGACGGGAGAUCCGAUGGCCAAAGGGCGCAAAUUUUCUCUAGAAAUGGUGCCCAGAAUACUGAUCAAUACGGCCGGAGUGCCCGGCGAUCCCAACACAACACCCAAUCCCUGUAAAAAGGCUAUGCAUUACUUAAAUCCUAUGGCAAUCACCGGUUCCAGCGAUCGGACAAUAUCCGAGUCAAAUUUGAGCACAUCCGGCUACUCCUCCCUCUCCAGUCCCGGCAUUUCCAGAUGCAACUCUUCGAGUCCGUUCCCCGAAGAGAUCGGUGGUGUGAACGCAGAAUUGACUACAAUUGUCAUCCCAGAUGUACCACAACUCGAGUUCAGUAACAACAAUAACCUCAAACACCACUAUCACAGCCAUCAAUACCAGCAGCACAUCCACGACGAGGCCAGCCAUCAGUCGGCCACCAAUUACGGCAACUUUCUGUCGAUACCUGUCUUCACGUUUCCCUCAAAGGACGCGUCCAGAGGACGACAUUCCAGGUCUAAGUCGCCGAGUCGUGGCUGUCCUCCAGCGGCGCCCACUCUUUGUCCGCAAAUCACAAUAUCUGCCGCCGAGUCUGUGGAGCGACUGAUGGACGACAAGUAUAUGUCAUCGCAAGUGGAGGACGAGGGCAUUGAAUGCGAACAGGACUUCAUUGCAAGGGAAUCGAAAGAAUCGCUUAAAGACUGCAAACGGGGUGACAGUUACGCCUCGUUUGAGAUGCACUCCCGGCCCGAAUCACUGAGCGGUUCCCGACAGGAGCUGCGGUCCGCAGUCGAGGGACACAAGAAGUUGCGCCGAAAUCGGUUGAUCUCAUCGCCCACUCACUCACUCGAGGACUUCAAUAUGGAACCGAUCCGACGGUCGGGCGAUAGCCUACGGGCGCCCAAAAUACGGCGAAACCCUUCGUGGCCGGCGGUCAUGAUCUCACCGAACUCGAGCUCUUCGUCCGAAUACGAGGCGUCCAAACGGGACCAGUCGUGGUCGCUAUCGGCCAAGAAGUUGUCAUCAUCGCCGGUACAGCAGCACAAGUCGUCCGCCUAUUUGACUCCCAAAGUGAAAAAACUGCACAAACGGCGGCUCAAGUCGUCGUCUAAACGACCGCAACUCGAGUCCAGUCUAUCUGUGAAUAGCUGUCCCAUUAGUAGCGAUAAUAGGCUGUCGGCGCGGGUUUCGUGGUUUCAAUCGUCGCGCUCGUCGUCUACGGAGUCGUUCCUGUCGUCCGCACCCGACGACGAUAACACCAUUAUCUCCCAAAUCCGGUGCCGUAAACACCAUUCGUCGCAAUCUCUGUGCGACCGCUCUGUCUGUGAUAUAUUUAACGCCGCGGCCAAUGAUUAUGACUUCACCGGCGCUAGAAGUGGAGGUAGUGGUGGUGUCGGUAGCGGCCAAUCGUCCCCAUAUUUACGCCCAAAACAGGCCAUCGCUUCCAUAUCGGACACGGCGUUGGAUAAGCGCGUCAACGAUCCCAUCAAUUGUUUUGAAAAGCAAUCGUCAAAACCGGUCAGCAAUUCAUUGGACGCGUCGUCGGCGUCGAGAAAGCGCUCCAAACGUACGAUACAUAAGCAAAAGGCUAUGCAAGAGGACGACCACAUGUAA